GUGGAGUGUGAGCUCGUCCAACCAUCUAUUCAAUUAAAAAAAGUUCACAAGGUAAUAAAAAAUAGGAAAAUAAUUGAUUUAGUUUCAGUUUUGAAGUACUACAGUUACUUUCAGUGAAUCAGCCCCUUUUGUGCUUUACUCGCGGAAAAUUAAAAACUUUAUCUUCACAUUUCCACGUUUUCGAUAAAUUCAUUAUUAAUGCUCUCUAUACAGAAAUCUAAAAUUAAGGCAUUACCUUGAUAGAAAUGUAUUUAAAAAUUACAAUAAUUAAUCGAAGCUAUAAUACGAAGUCUUAAAGACAAACUCCGCCCACCGCUGUCCCCGCCUACAUCGCCGCUUACGCCGCUUGUCCUGAUUGACACUUAAAAUCAGUCCAGGAUCCAAGAGCUCAACAGCAGCCCAAACUGUUCAGACGUUUGUCAACUCGACAAUAUUCAUUAUUCGAAAAUAAUUUUAAUUAAUUAACAAAUUCGUAUCUUUAAAUGCGAAAACUAUCUUUCGUUCGUAUUUUGUUUAAAAUGUAUCAACAACAGUGGUCCUUUAAAAGUGUUUUACGUUGAGUCAUUAUAUUCGCAUACAUUGAUCUUUCGUACACAAGCUUUUAAAGUUACAGAAAGUUAUUCUAGAUCUUUUUUGAACGUUAAAAACAGCGCUCGGAAAGGUAGAUGUAAAAUGGAAUACAUUAGAACAGAUUUUCAAGCUUACGAAGACACUGAUAAAUAUGUUUACGAGACGAACAUACAAAGCUAUCAACCGAACUAUUACGAAUCUUACGCUAACGUGGACUGCCCAAGGGAAAUGCUUCCCCAGAAUUAUAUGCAGAUGUUUUACGAAUACCAUCCGGAAAGAGAUGAAGAUGACUGGUGGAGUUCUUGGGAUGAUUCUGUGCUGGUGAAGGAGGAAAUCGAAGGGGACACUAGUGCUGCUGGUUCCAGUAUUAGUGAUGAAGGACUACAAUCCCCCGCAGGCAACCGCAAGGAGCGCACGGCCUUCACCAAAGCACAAAUCAAGAGUUUGGAGGCAGAAUUCGCACGAGCCAAUUACUUGACAAGACUUCGGAGAUACGAGAUUGCAGUGGCCCUUCACUUGACUGAGAGACAGGUCAAAGUCUGGUUUCAAAACAGGAGAAUGAAAUGGAAGAGGACUAAGGGGGCCAAACAUAACAAGAAAAAGGAUUGAAGUUAUCACACGAGACUGUGCGCUAAUGUUUUUAAUCAAACCCUAACGACAAUAAAUGUAAUUAACAUGGGAA
This is a messenger RNA of Bombyx mori (domestic silkworm), 1252 nucleotides long. RefSeq names its product homeobox protein MOX-2. Bases 673 to 1179 code for a protein of 168 amino acids. The record is from RefSeq and is a predicted model, not a curated record. NCBI's taxonomy places the organism in Eukaryota, Metazoa, Arthropoda, Insecta, Lepidoptera, Bombycidae. Gene Ontology annotation, molecular function: RNA polymerase II cis-regulatory region sequence-specific DNA binding; DNA-binding transcription factor activity, RNA polymerase II-specific. Gene Ontology annotation, biological process: positive regulation of transcription by RNA polymerase II. Gene Ontology annotation, cellular component: nucleus. The transcript has 3 exons.